Messenger RNA from Fraxinus pennsylvanica, 2298 nucleotides. Lineage: Eukaryota; Viridiplantae; Streptophyta; Magnoliopsida; Lamiales; Oleaceae. The record is from the annotation of a GenBank genome assembly.
AUGCACUCUCUCCGCCAUAAAAGGUUAUGGUUCCCCUGCAGAUAUUCUGCUCUUAAUGCUGCUUCCUUGACUGCUUUAGGCAUCGCAGUGAAGUUUUCAAUGGACCUAACUACCUUGAUGCCAGGUACGUAUGAUCAAGCCGCUAAAAGACAUAGCGCUCUUUUCUUGUGUUUUUCAACUGCUCAUUUCAUGCCUUCUUUGGGAUCCAUGAGUGAUAGAGUUAUAAUUGUGAACUUGACAACAAUGGGUUUCUUUAUAGUGAUGCUUGACGUAGAUGUUAUCAUCCAAGUAUUAACAGGCGUGAUUGAAGAUGAUUUCCAAGCGGUGGUUGCCCUUGCGAUUGUUUGUAUGUUCUUUAUAUGUAUUUCUUCUGCUUUAACAGUAUCUACAAGAAAAAGGUAUUUGGAACAUAAGUAUAACGAAUUGCACACAAGAAUUUCGGCGGAGGAACUACAAGGAGACGAAAUAGGGGACUUCGACAAGUUGAAGUCGCGUGUGAAGAAGUACUGGGUGAUGGCAGAAACUGGUGACCCUCAGUUUGUGUUGGCACGAUCUGAUGCCAGCUGUGUUUUAUGUAUGAUCAAUGUAUAUAUUGGUAUAUUUGAUGGAUUUGAAACGUUUACAAACAAUAAGCCAGAAAUUGCUUCCGACUAUAAAUGGUCAGUGUAUCUUGUUUAUGGGACUCAUUGUGUAGGCUCAUUUCUUUGCUUGAUCAUGUCUAUGGGAAGACUUGUAGUAGCUAUGUUUUACAUGUCACGGAAUAUUAGAAAAUGUACCAUCUCUAGAAUUUCCUUAGAAAUAAAGAAUUACAGGAUCAACAGAUUGGUUGAGUGGAAAACGAGACUCCCACCAUCACAAGUUCGAUACCAGAAGCUUAGAAAAAUUAUUUAUGAAAUCAGAAAUCUACUUCUCGACAUUUGUAUACGAACUCAGAUAGUAAUUGUGAUCGUGAAUAAAUUAUGUUGGGCAUGCAUACUUUAUUUUGCUUACAAGGCAGUAGUCAUGUUUCAACAUCUUGAUGAGGAACUAAUUUUAAGCCUAUCGUACGCGACAGUAAUUGUUUAUAUGUUGAUGGACGUUGUAAUCAACAGAUGGCUCAAGGCAAUAAAGAAAUUUUUCUUAAGGGAAUCCGAGGUUUCAGUCAAUCCCAAUGAAUCAGAACACGGGCUUGGUUACGAGAAAGAUCUUACAAAUUUUUUUUUACUUCUAGAAAGUGAGGCAGGAAUAGAAGAUUACCUGGUGUUCAUUAACGCUUCUGUUAAUUCAUUCAUAAUGAUGGGUGCAAAGGAUCAGCCCAAAUAUCUAAUGGGGCUUAUGGAGAAUUCCACCAGCUUUGAUGGUGUAUUAAAAUUUGAAAGUGAUCAAGUCUCUCCAAUAAUUUGCAAAGAACCUCAUAAUUGCUGGAGUCUAUCCAUGGCAACGCUAACAAGCAUCAUGAUUGCUCUUCCAAACAUUCAAAAUGAGAAGAGGAAUCAGUUGUUAAGAAGCGCCAUUGAAGGUUUAAAGUAUGUGCGCCUUAUAGAGAAAAGUCUGGAUGUUGAUAAAAAAUUGGUGAGCAGCACGACUGCUGCAGAUUUUGCGUGGGUUUUAGUUGAAAUGAGGCACAAGUGGUUAGACAUGGACCUCCGAAAAGUUGCCAGGGUAUCAAAAUCCUCCAAAGAAACUCUCCAGAAUCUUGCAAAUAAAAGUGAAGAAAUUUUGAAGGAAUUCACGAGUAAAAUGAAUGGAAAUGCAAUGGAGAGCCCCAUUAACUUGCCUGAAAACGUCAUAAUAGCUAAUUCAAUGUACAAAACAAGCAAAACUUUGCUUUUGGUCUAUGACGAAAGCUAUCAUUCAGCAUCAGAUACUCAAGUGUUUGAGAGAUUGUCUGUUAUCAUUGCAGAUAUUUUUGCAGCAUGCCUGAUCAAUUUACCUCAUGUUAUACUCAAGAAAUGCAACAAUAGCCCUAUAGAAGAACAGCUGCGAAGUAUAGAGGAAGCAAGUUACAUUUUGGGAGCAACUCAAGGCAUUCUGAAAGCUCUUCAGAAGCGUGAAAUUCCUAAUCUAUUACCUGAUCAAUCAAUGUAUAUUGACGAAUGGGGUACUUUACUAAAACAAACUAACGAUUGUAUUUCAGACCCAACUUCUAGCAGUGAGAAUAUUAUCACUGCUUCAAGUGGUGAGGUGCAUUUGAAUAUACAAGAACUUCGUGCAAGUGCUACAGCAGAAGCCUUGGAAAUUGAUGAAGGUGAUGCGGAGUCUCAUGUGGGCGGGGAAAUUGAAGAGUUAGAAGACGAGGAAGAGAACAACCAAGCAUAA